Molecule: messenger RNA, 1425 nt
Organism: Paramacrobiotus metropolitanus
Lineage: Eukaryota; Metazoa; Tardigrada; Eutardigrada; Parachela; Macrobiotidae
Product: E3 SUMO-protein ligase ZBED1-like
Exons: 2
Coding region: 1-1425 (474 amino acids)
Molecular function (GO): protein dimerization activity
Source: RefSeq, a predicted model, not a curated record
AUGUAUGCGCUGGUGAAAGAAAUUUUAGAUGAAUGGAAGAUUACUCCCGAACGAGUGAUUGCUAUUCUGACUGAUAACGGCUCAAAAAUGGUUUGCGCCUUCAAAAACUUCAUUAGCGCAAAGCUGGUAAUCCGGGAUGAAGAAGAAUUUCCUUGUGAAGAUUCCGACGAAAUGUACAUGUUAAGCACGUGCGAACCAUUACCGGACGGCGCAGCCAUAGAUCUUGAUUCUCAACAGUUCUUAGAUUACGAGGACAACGAAAAUAAACUGUAUGCAGACUAUAACCGCCACAGCUGUUUUAUUCACACCCUGCAACUUGUGGUGAAGGUUUUUGAAAAAUCGGAAGAAGUUAAGCCCGUAAUGAAGAAAGUGCGGUUUCUUGUCUCUGCGUUCAACAAGUCCGCCAACGCUACUACGGCAUUAAUUCGCAGUGCGGGACGAAAAUUGAUCUGCGAUGUAUCUACGCGAUGGAAUUCUACUCUGCUAAUGGUUUGCCGUUUACUGGAGCUGAAAAUGGAUGUGCGAAAAGUUAUUGUAGAAGAAAACCUGAAGAUAUCUGACCUCACACCGGAGGAAUGGAAAAUUUUGGAGGGCAUCGAACUUUUGCUGGGAAAAUUCGAUACAAUUACUGAUAAAAUGAGUUCGGAGAAAUCGGCUACAAUCCAUAUGGUUUUACCGUAUGUCAAGGAAAUUAACUCCCACUUGGAAAAUCAGUCGGCGUUAGAUAUCUUCCUGGACUUGAACUCUUUCGGCAUGGAAUCGAUUUUUAGCGAAGUCGUUGAAAAAAUGAAAGAGCAAAUGGUGCUACGGUUCGCGUACGUUGUGGACGAAGCUAAUGCGAAGUACAGGCCCAUCUACCUGGCAGCCAACUUCUUGCACGUCUGGUUCAAAGACUUUCUGACAGUAAAUGAAAUUAAAGCGGCUCGUGAUGAAACGACAAGAAUUUUUUUGCUCCGAAAAAAUGCGUGCCAAGGGACAUCAAGAGAAAUCUCAGUGGCGGUGGGUGCCAAUGGAGUGGAGAUGGAGAUAUCAGCUUCUAAAAGAAAGAAAACGACUGAGCUGUCUUAUCUGGCGACGCUCGCCCCCUUACGCGCAGCUAUUCCAGAAGAAAGGCAAAGUGGAACUGCGAAGCUUAUCAAAGAAAGGGAUUCUUACUGCGGGAGUUCGGCGUCUGCACAAAUUGACGAAAACUAUGACCCAAGGAAGUACUGGAUGCAGCACAGUGCUUUAUUUCCUCUUCUCAGUUCUGUGGCUUUGGACAUUUUUGCUAUUGGCAGUAGCACGGCUGACGUCGAACGCUUGUUUUCAGCUGCAGGCAACACAAGCAGCGGUCGGAGAAAUCGUAUAAACGGUUCCCGGUUGGAAAUGAAAGUUUUUUUGCAGAAAAAUAUGCGUUAUGCCGACCCAUCAAUGAAUGAAGAAUGA